CUCGAGCCCGCUCAGUCCCCAAACAACACGCGCUGCAUAUGGACGCACACCGAUUACAAUGCACGCACCCUUCGGAAUGGACGCAAACAUAAAGUUUAGCCCAUCGACGUUCAUUUCUGCUUUUGUUUUGCUCUAGAUAUUUUUUCUCUUGCUGUAUUUGUCUGCUGCUUGACUUUCGUGCUGGAUGGCUAUCAUAAGAAAGGAAAGCCACUCGCUCCUCUCCGUCCCAGUGUUCUGCUUUUGCUUCAGGGAGUAACCAAGCCAAGAUCUAUCAAUGCAGGUGAGCCUGACGAGUUGUGCUUAAAACCGCACACCCGCGUUCCCCUAAGGCGCUUUCUGGGAAACGAACAUCAUCCAGAAGACAUCGUUGGGGUUGCACAAACAAGCCAGUGCUCUGAAGACGCAGAUUGAAAAGCACGGGAAGAGAGAGGGGAGAGAACACACUGCAACCUACGAGUGAUCACUGAGAGGAGCCUUCGCACCCCCCAAAAAAACCUCGACAUCUCACUGGACCCUACUACCUUCAUACCUCAGGAAAAAUGUCAUCUCAAACUAAGUUCAAGAAGGACAAAGAGAUUAUCGGAGAAUAUGAAACCCAAGUUAAAGAGAUCCGCAACCAGCUGGUUGAGCAGUUCAAGUGUCUGGAGCAGCAGUCGGAGGCGCGCAUGCAGCUGCUGCAGGAUCUGCAGGAGUUCUUCCGCCGCAAGGCCGAGAUCCAGCUGGAGUACUCGCGCAGCCUCGAGAAGCUGGCCGAGCGCUUCUCCUCCAAGAUACGCAGCUCCCGCGAACACCAGCAGUUCAAGAAGGACCAGCACCUGCUGUCGUCUGUGAACUGCUGGUACCUGGUGCUGAACCAGACGCGGCGCGAGAGCCGCGAUCACGCCACCCUCAACGACAUCUACAUCAACAACGUCAUCGUGCGCCUCUCCCAGAUCUCCGAGGACGUCAUCCGACUCUUCAAGAAGAGUAAAGACAUCGGCAUCCAGAUGCACGAAGAGCUGGUGAAGGUGACCAAUGAACUCUACACUGUGAUGAAGACCUACCACAUGUACCACACGGAGAGCAUCAGUGCGGAGGGCAAGCUGAAGGAGGCGGAGAAGCAGGAGGAGAAGCAGUUCAGCAAGUCGGGCGAGCUCAACGUCAACCUGCUGCGCCACGAGGACCGACCGCAACGCCGCAGCUCCGUACGCAAGAUCGAGAAGAUGAAGGAGAAGAGGCAAGCCAAGUACUAUGAGAACAAGCUGAAGUGCACUAAAGCUCGUAACGACUACCUGCUGAACCUGGCCGCAACCAACGCAGUGGUGGCCAAGUACUACAUCCACGACGUCUCAGACAUGAUCGACUGCUGUGACCUGGGCUACCAUGCCAGCCUGGCGCGCACCCUGCGUACGUACCUGUCGGCCGAGUACAGCCUGGAGACGUCCCGCCACGAGGGCCUGGACGUCAUCGAGAACGCCGUGGACAACCUGGACCCCCGCAGCGACAAGCACAAGCUCAUGGACAUGCACAACCAGGUCUUCUGCCCACCCAUGCGCUUCGAGUACCUGCCACACAUGGGAGACGAGGUGUGCCAGGUGAGUGCCCAGCAGCCUGUGCAGACGGAGCUCCUAAUGCGCUACCACCAGCUGCAGUCCCGCCUGGCAACACUCAAAAUAGAGAACGAGGAGGUGCGCAAGACGCUGGAUGCCACCAUGCAGACACUGCAGGACAUGCUGACUGUGGAGGACUUUGACGUGUCGGACGCCUUCCAGCACAGCCGCUCCACCGAGUCCAUCAAGUCAGUGGCCUCUGAGACCUACAUGAGCAAGAUGAACGUGGCCAAGAGGAGGGCCAACCAGCAGGAGACCGAGGUCUUCUACUUCACCAAAUUCAAGGAGUACCUGAAUGGCAGCAACCUCAUUAUCAAGCUCCAGGCCAAGCAUGACCUGCUGAAGUCGACCCUCGGAGAAGGAGAAAGGGCUGAGUGCGGAACUACAAGGCCCCCAACCCUCCCCCCUAAGCCACAGAAACUACGGAAGCCUAGGCCGCGCUCCAUCUUUACCCAUAAGCUGUUUAACGGCAACAUGGAGUCCUUCAUCAAGGAUUCAGGCCAGCCUAUCCCUCUGGUGGUGGAGAGUUGCAUCCGUUAUAUCAACCUUUACGGCUUGCAGCAACAGGGCAUAUUCCGAGUUCCAGGAUCUCAGGUUGAAGUCAAUGACAUUAAGAAUUCAUUUGAGAGAGGUGAGGACCCCCUGGUAGACGACCAGAAUGACCAUGACAUCAACUCGGUGGCGGGGGUGCUGAAGCUUUACUUCAGGGGUCUGGAGAACCCUAUCUUCCCCAAGGAGCGCUUCCUGGAUCUCAUCUCCACCGUCAAGCUGGAGUCCUACGCUGAGAGAGCACAACAUAUCCAGCAGAUCAUCGUGACUCUUCCUCGCACCAUCAUCAUCGUCAUGAGAUACCUGUUCGCUUUCCUCAACCACCUGUCCCAGUACAGUGAUGAGAACAUGAUGGAUCCCUAUAACCUGGCCAUCUGCUUCGGCCCCACCCUGAUGCCCAUCCCCGACGGCCAGGACCCAGUGGCCUGCCAGGCGCACGUCAACGAGGUCAUCAAGACCAUCAUCAUGCACAACGAGCUCAUCUUCCCCAGCCCCCGCGAGCUGGACGGACCCCUCUACGAGAAGUGCAUGACCGGCGGGGAGGAGUACUGUGACAGCCCACACAGUGAGCCAGGCACCAUUGACGAAGCGGAUAACGGCACAGAGCCGCACACCAGUGAUGACGAAGUGGAGCAGAUUGAGGCAAUUGCCAAGUUUGACUACGCGGGCCGCACCCCUCGAGAGUUGUCCUUCAAGAAGGGCGCGUCCCUGCUGCUGUACCACCGUGCCUCCGAGGACUGGUGGGAGGGACGCCACAACGGCGUGGACGGACUCAUCCCACACCAGUACAUCGUGGUGCAGGACCUAGAUGAUGCGUUUUCAGACAAUCUCAGCCAGAAGGCGGACAGUGAGGCCAGCAGUGGUCCUCUGCUGGAUGAUAAGGCUUCCUCCAAAAACGACCUGCAGUCCCCCUGCGAACACAACCCUGAGUAUCCCUUUGGGGCAGUCAUGGGCCGUGUCCGCCUGCGCUCGGACGGUGCCGCGAUCCCCCGUCGGCGUAGCGGUCCCGACGCCCACAGCCCCACCCGUGGCACGGACACCCCGCCCCGCGCCGCCGCCUGUCCCAGCAGCCCCCAUAAGGUGGCGGCAGUGAGCCGUGGCCGCAUCGAGAGCCCAGAGAAAAGGCGCCUGGGCACCUUCGGUAGCGCAGGCAGCAUCAACUACCCCGACCGCAAGAACUACCCGGAGGGCCACCCCCUCAGGCCUGUGCCCGGGGCCACGCGCCACAGCAGCCUGGGGGACCACAAGGCCUUGGAGGCAGAGGCUCUGGCUGAGUCUGUCAUGUGUGUCUACUCACAGGACAUUGAGAAGACCAUGAGCACGGCCCUGCACGAGCUGCGGGAGCUGGAGCGCCAGAACACGGCCAAGCAGGCCCCCGACGUGGUCCUGGACACGCUGGAGCCGCUCAAGAACCCCGCCAGCUCGGAACCAGCCAGCCCGCUGCACACCAUCGUGAUCCGCGACCCGGACGCGGCCAUGCGCCGCAGCUGCAGCGGCUCCUCCAGCGAGAUGAUGACCACCUUCAAGCCCGCUCUGUCCGCCCGGCUGGCCGGAUCCCAGCUGCGCCCGCCGCCGCUGAGGCCCCAGCGUCCUCCCGCUCCGCCCCACCAGCAGCACCACCUGCAAGGCCAGGCACAAGGCGGCCCCCCGCCUACCCCGGGCCAUCGCUCCAGCAGCUCCAGUUCGUCUGGGCUGGGAAGUCCAGCCGUCACCCCCACCGAGAAGAUGUUCCCCAACAGCAGCGCUAACACCAAUAGCAACGCUAACACGGCGGCUGCUAAUGACAAGCCAAACACCAUGUAGUGGGCCAGAGAGGGGGAAGGGCUGAGGGUGAGGGUGUGGCGUGGCGUGGCGUGGUGUGGCGUUGCGUUGUGUCAAAUCCCCAGAAAGGGAUAGGAAGGAGGGUGUGUUGGGGGGGUGAGGUUGUGGACGGGUGUGGUGAUCCACCCUAAUCCCAAUGUUCAGAAGGUCAGAGUCUCCUUCCCUCUUGUCUGGAAGAAGAAGGUCUAGCCAGUAGCUGCUGUAGACUGCUAGCCUUUAGGAGCUCCUCAGAUAGAGAGAGCGGGAGAGGGAUAGGGGGGUGGGGUAUAUUUAACACAAAUAAACGAAACAAAAUGAAGCUAAUUAUUUCUGUAUCCUCUGUCAGUUUUUAUAAGUUAUAAUUAGAUGUUUUUCUUCACUAAAAGUCCCUCUCGCUCUGAAGGUGAACAUGGGUUGCCAUGGUGACCGACCCUGUGGAGAAGUUCUAAAUAAUUAUAUUCUAGCCAAGCUUCUUGAAACACAGGAGGAAGACAAUGAAGGCAGGAGGGGAUUAAAAAAGGCACAGAAUGUCUUUUUGGUUUUGUUACCCUCGUUUAGCCACCUAUUCAGUUUACCUCAGAAACAAUUCUAUUAAUAAUAAUAAAUCAAUUAUCUUUGGCUAGGUCUCAUUUCUCUAGGUGACCUUCUGUUGACUGUUGUUUGAGCAAUACUAUGUUGGCAUUAGUUUUUAUUUUAUUUGUUAUUUUUUCCUUCUGCACUGGCUAUCCAGAUAUCUCAUGAAGCGUGUAGGCUAUAGGGGUGAGGGGUGAGUCUAACUUCUCCUGGUCUGAGAGAAGUUUCUAAGGCACGCCUACCCUCGCUAACUGGAUUAUAUAGAUGAACCUGUAGACUACCAGACUCUCCUCUCAAAGACUGUGACCAAAUGGGCAUCUUGCCUUUGAGCUGUAUCUGUACAUAGAGACUUCCUCUACUUGAAAUUGUAAUGCCUUUUGUUUGUAGUAUAAGGGAUGUUCGACUAAGUAAUUACAAAUACAUAGCCAAGUUGUAAACAUAAUGUAUGAAAUGCAGAAAAAAAUGAAUCCAUAUACCAACUAAUUGUAAGAAACCUGUGGUAUAAAAAAAUAAUAGUGACACUUCAUUUGAAGGUGCAUACAUAAGGGUGACAUUAGGUUGUCAUACACAUGCCAUGUCACAUGCUACAUACUUGGCAGAUACAUGCAUGCCCAGUUGUCAAUUGACAUCACAAACAGUCAAAAAUGUCAUUAUUAAGAUCAGUUCUGACGCUGUAAUUUCAGUUAAGGUCAAGCUGUCAUAAUGACGACACUCAAAACAAUGUCAACUUGACAUUACAAAAUCGGAUGACACUUGAUAACAGUUAUAAAUAAUAAUGAAGUGUCAUUACUGUGCAUGUCUUUUGUCAUGGCACGUAUGGGACAGGCUGACGUCACGCUUACGUAAGCAACUUCAAAAACAGAGUCACCAAAAAUGAUGGUGUAGUUUAACUUGUAUAUAUACAAUUACUCCUGAGUAGAUUUUUCUAAAUGUUAAUCUUGUAUAGUCUAAGACAGACCAAGCAAGGACAAGACAGUGGAAUUCUUUUCGUUCCACAGAGCAGGCAAACCAACCCACCACCAACCAAGCAACCAGUGAAACCAUAGACGGGGAAAAAAACACACACACACAAUCACAGAUCUGUUUUGUCCUUUUCCGCUUCUAUUCUGCAUGAAUGGGCCACACAGUGAAAGCUCUUGCGAGUGGCAGUCAUCCCACUCCCGCGGCGCUGCAUUUCAGAGUAUUCCAGUUAUGCAUCCACCACUAAUGCACACACAGUCUCUUCAUCUUGGAUUCAAGACAUCAUUUAGAUUAUUUUAUUUGUAUUGUUUUUUUUUGUUUUUUUUUAAUGAUCGCUUCAUCAUCAUCAUCAUCAUCAUCAUCAUCAUACCCUUAACCCGUUCAGAGUACGGAUUUUCCACAGUGGUUCUAGAAUUUCAGUCACACAUUCUACAGGUCAAAUCAAACCUAGUGUUAAAAAUUCUGCCGACAUCAUGAUGAGAACACAUCACAAUGGUUCUAAUAAAAAACAUGUGAUGGUACUCCUAAAAGGCUAUUGAAAUCCUCCUCAUAACGGCCAAAAGUGUCAAAGGGACGCCUGUCCCAAGCAGCCAACGCUCCACUUGUGAUGUGCGUCAGUAUACUGUUUAUGCCAUGAAGUAACAAGACAACACGUCAUGUCUGUUCCACAGUUUGAAUAUCAAAAGAGAGAUUUUUUUUUUGAGUGAGCCACAAAGACAGAAGCAAUGACCCGCCCCCUGCCCACUUACCCACUGGACUUGGGCAUCUUGAUGUGUCUUCUGUUCCAGACACCACAGGCCUACAGCCAUAAUCAUUCACUCACUCUCACACACUCUACAUAAAUAUGAACACAUGCACACGCACACGCACAGACACACUUAUUGGACUGCCUCUUGCCACAAGUGCGUGCAUACAGUAUGUGCACACACACACACACACACACACGCACACACACACACACAUGCACAGACACACUUAUUGGACUGCCUCUUGCCACAAGUGCGUGCAUACAGUAUGCGUGUGUGUGCGUGCAUGUGUGCGUGUGUUUGUGCACACAUGCCACCAGUGUGAACUCUCAUCCAUAGUCGAUUGUUACCGAUGGGAAGGAGGACCCCCAUGGUGCCUGCUGACCCACACAUAUUAUGGGGCUUCCCCCUGCCUGGUGACCCAUGUUAUGGGGCAUCCACGGUGCCUGGCUUCUAUUUUGCAGACUUCUUACAAAUUCUUCCUCCAUGCUCCCAAGUCCACCUCCACACCAGGGGGAAGGCUUGCCUGCCUGACCCCCCCUGUACCCCCGCACAGUCUCUAUCGCACGACCCCAUUCUGUCACCACGACUCAGUCUCACAGCCAAAGGGUGCCCGUUCAUGACCACCGAAGGAGGGCAAGAGAGAGAGAUUGAGAAAGAGAGAGAGAGAGAGACUGAGAAAGAGAGAGUGUGCGUGUGUUUGCUAGAGAGAGAGAGAGAGAGAGAGAGAGUGUGUGUGUGUGUGUGUGUGUGUGUGUGUGUGUGUGUGUGUGUGUGUGUGUGUGUGUGUGUGUGUGUGUGUGUGUGUGUGUGUGUGUGUGUGUGUGUGCUGGUGUGUGUGUUUGUGUGUGUGCGUGUAUGUGUGUGUGUAUGUGUGUGUGUGCGCCUGCGUGUGUUUAUGUUUGUGUUAGGGAUAGAGCAAGAUAUACUCACUCAUGUAUGAAAUGUUUGUCUGAUUGACCCAGAUAUUCAAUCAGAUGAACUGCGAUGCGAUUAGAUCUUUGGACGAGUUCCCUAGCUGGCACCCUAAUUUAGCAUGGAGCACGCACGCACACGCACAC
Molecule: messenger RNA, 7278 nt
Organism: Engraulis encrasicolus (European anchovy)
Lineage: Eukaryota; Metazoa; Chordata; Actinopteri; Clupeiformes; Engraulidae
Gene: srgap3
Product: SLIT-ROBO Rho GTPase activating protein 3
Exons: 22
Coding region: 540-3941 (1133 amino acids)
Biological process (GO): negative regulation of cell migration; signal transduction
Cellular component (GO): cytoplasm
Molecular function (GO): protein binding
Source: RefSeq, a predicted model, not a curated record